Molecule: messenger RNA, 288 nt
Organism: Enterobius vermicularis (human pinworm)
Lineage: Eukaryota; Metazoa; Nematoda; Chromadorea; Rhabditida; Oxyuridae
Source: the annotation of a GenBank genome assembly
AUGUGUGCUGGGUUAUGGCAAAUUGGAGCUGCAGUAGGAUUAACCAACUGUGUAGGCCAGCUGACGAAUUCACAACUUUUUAUGGGGAGUCCGUGUAUGGCUGUUGCAGCUGGGUCAAACAGCGCGUUCUCAAGUCCGUCGCCGACAUUUCCCUAUAACUUCUGUUCCACACAGCAGCCAUCAUUCUUUCAAGGGGAACAAGGAUUACCGUCAACGUCCGGUGUGGUUUACAACGUCGGAACACUAAGUGACAGCAAUAAUAAUAACAAUUACGAGAGCGUUUUUUGA